GAAACCUAACCCGCCCUGGGGAGGCGCGCAGCAGAGGCUCCGAUUCGGGGCAGGUGAGAGGCUGACUUUCUCUCGGUGCGUCCAGUGGAGCUCUGAGUUUCGAAUCGGCGGCGGCGGAUUCCCCGCGCGCCCGGCGUCGGGGCUUCCAGGAGGAUGCGGAGCCCCAGCGCGGCGUGGCUGCUGGGGGCCGCCAUCCUGCUAGCAGCCUCUCUCUCCUGCAGUGGCACCAUCCAAGGAACCAGUAGAUCCUCUAAAGGAAGAAGCCUUAUUGGUAAGGUUGAUGGCACAUCCCACGUCACUGGAAAAGGAGUUACAGUUGAAACAGUCUUUUCUGUGGAUGAGUUUUCUGCAUCUGUCCUCACUGGAAAACUGACCACUGUCUUCCUUCCAAUUGUCUACACAAUUGUGUUUGUGGUGGGUUUGCCAAGUAACGGCAUGGCCCUGUGGGUCUUUCUUUUCCGAACUAAGAAGAAGCACCCUGCUGUGAUUUACAUGGCCAAUCUGGCCUUGGCUGACCUCCUCUCUGUCAUCUGGUUCCCCUUGAAGAUUGCCUAUCACAUACAUGGCAACAACUGGAUUUAUGGGGAAGCUCUUUGUAAUGUGCUUAUUGGCUUUUUCUAUGGCAACAUGUACUGUUCCAUUCUCUUCAUGACCUGCCUCAGUGUGCAGAGGUAUUGGGUCAUCGUGAACCCCAUGGGGCACUCCAGGAAGAAGGCAAACAUUGCCAUUGGCAUCUCCCUGGCAAUAUGGCUGCUGAUUCUGCUGGUCACCAUUCCUUUGUAUGUCGUGAAGCAGACCAUCUUCAUUCCUGCCCUGAACAUCACGACCUGUCAUGAUGUUUUGCCUGAGCAGCUCUUGGUGGGAGACAUGUUCAAUUACUUCCUCUCUCUGGCCAUUGGGGUCUUUCUGUUCCCAGCCUUCCUCACAGCCUCUGCCUAUGUGCUGAUGAUCAGAAUGCUGCGAUCUUCUGCCAUGGAUGAAAACUCAGAGAAGAAAAGGAAGAGGGCCAUCAAACUCAUUGUCACUGUCCUGGCCAUGUACCUGAUCUGCUUCACUCCUAGUAACCUUCUGCUUGUGGUGCAUUAUUUUCUGAUUAAGAGCCAGGGCCAGAGCCAUGUCUAUGCCCUGUACAUUGUAGCCCUCUGCCUCUCUACCCUUAACAGCUGCAUCGACCCCUUUGUCUAUUACUUUGUUUCACAUGAUUUCAGGGAUCAUGCAAAGAACGCUCUCCUUUGCCGAAGUGUCCGCACUGUAAAGCAGAUGCAAGUAUCCCUCACCUCAAAGAAACACUCCAGGAAAUCCAGCUCUUACUCUUCAAGUUCAACCACUGUUAAGACCUCCUAUUGAGUUUUCCAGGUCCUCAGAUGGGAAUUGCACAGUAGGAUGUGGAACCUGUUUAAUGUUAUGAGGACGUGUCUGUUAUUUCCUAAUCAAAAAGGUCUCACCACAUACCAUGUGGAUGCAGCACCUCUCAGGAUUGCUAGGAGCUCCCCUGUUUGCAUGAGAAAAGUAGUCCCCCAAAUUAACAUCAGUGUCUGUUUCAGAAUCUCUCUACUCAGAUGACCCCAGAAACUGAACCAACAGAAGCAGACUUUUCAGAAGAUGGUGAAGACAGAAACCCAGUAACUUGCAAAAAGUAGACUUGGUGUGAAGACUCACUUCUCAGCUGAAAUUAUAUAUAUACACAUAUAUAUAUUUUACAUCUGGGAUCAUGAUAGACUUGUUAGGGCUUCAAGGCCCUCAGAGAUGAUCAGUCCAACUGAACGACCUUACAAAUGAGGAAACCAAGAUAAAUGAGCUGCCAGAAUCAGGUUUCCAAUCAACAGCAGUGAGUUGGGAUUGGACAGUAGAAUUUCAAUGUCCAGUGAGUGAGGUUCUUGUACCACUUCAUCAAAAUCAUGGAUCUUGGCUGGGUGCGGUGCCUCAUGCCUGUAAUCCUAGCACUUUGGGAGGCUGAGGCAGGCAAUCACUUGAGGUCAGGAGUUCGAGACCAGCCUGGCCAUCAUGGCGAAACCUCAUCUCUACUAAAAAUACAAAAGUUAACCAGGUGUGUGGUGCACGUUUGUAAUCCCAGUUACUCAGGAGGCUGAGGCACAAGAAUUGAGUAUCACUUUAACUCAGGAGGCAGAGGUUGCAGUGAGCCGAGAUUGCACCACUGCACUCCAGCUUGGGUGAUAAAAUAAAAUAAAAUAGUCGUGAAUCUUGUUCAAAAUGCAGAUUCCUCAGAUUCAAUAAUGAGAGCUCAGACUGGGAACAGGGCCCAGGAAUCUGUGUGGUACAAACCUGCAUGGUGUUUAUGCACACAGAGAUUUGAGAACCAUUGUUCUGAAUGCUGCUUCCAUUUGACAAAGUGCCGUGAUAAUUUUUGAAAAGAGAAGCAAACAAUGGUGUCUCUUUUAUGUUCAGCUUAUAAUGAAAUCUGUUUGUUGACUUAUUAGGACUUUGAAUUAUUUCUUUAUUAACCCUCUGAGUUUUUGUAUGUAUUAUUAUUAAAGAAAAAUGCAAUCAGGAUUUUAAACAUGUAAAUACAAAUUUUGUAUAACUUUUGAUGACUUCAGUGAAAUUUUCAGGUAGUCUGAGUAAUAGAUUGUUUUGCCACUUAGAAUAGCAUUUGCCACUUAGUAUUUUAAAAAAUAAUUGUUGGAGUAUUUAUUGUCAGUUUUGUUCACUUGUUAUCUAAUACAAAAUUAUAAAGCCUUCAGAGGGUUUGGACCACAUCUCUUUGGAAAAUAGUUUGCAACAUAUUUAAGAGAUACUUGAUGCCAAAAUGACUUUAUACAACGAUUGUAUUUGUGACUUUUAAAAAUAAUUAUUUUAUUGUGUAAUUGAUUUAUAAAUAACAAAAUUUUUUUUACAACUUA
Messenger RNA from Homo sapiens (human), 2861 nucleotides. RefSeq names its product F2R like trypsin receptor 1 (gene F2RL1). NCBI's taxonomy places the organism in Eukaryota, Metazoa, Chordata, Mammalia, Primates, Hominidae. Gene Ontology annotation, biological process: positive regulation of phosphatidylinositol 3-kinase/protein kinase B signal transduction; G protein-coupled receptor signaling pathway; positive regulation of chemotaxis. Gene Ontology annotation, molecular function: proteinase-activated receptor activity; G-protein alpha-subunit binding; G-protein beta-subunit binding. The record is from RefSeq and is marked reviewed. Gene Ontology annotation, cellular component: pseudopodium; plasma membrane; membrane. The coding region runs from base 154 to 1347 and encodes 397 amino acids. The transcript has 2 exons.